Molecule: messenger RNA, 694 nt
Organism: Paramecium pentaurelia
Lineage: Eukaryota; Ciliophora; Oligohymenophorea; Peniculida; Parameciidae
Source: the annotation of a GenBank genome assembly
UAUGAAUAUAGGUUAAUAUUUGUCAUGUGAAACAACAAUUAAUUCAUCAGAAAACACAAUUACAGCUUACAAAAAUGUUCAUUAAGAAAAUUCGAACUAUAAUGAUGGAUAGAAUCUAUAUACUUCAAAUCAAUAGACUGAUGAUUCUUUUGAAAUGGUAAUAAUGAGUAAUUAGCAUCCUGAAAAUGAAUGGAUAAAAAAAGAGCAAAUUAUUGUUUCUUAUCUUAAAUAAUUGGGUCUAAAGAUGAAAACUGAUCCUUUAGAAAAAUUAGAGCAUUAUUAUAAAAAACCAAAGAGGCGACAAAAUAAAUCCAGCACCAUGACAUUCAAUACUACUUCAAAUGUGGAUCAAUCUAAUUUGGAAGAUGAUAAAUGUGAUGGCAUACUGUAAAAAAUGAGUAUUGAAAUGAAUUCAAUAAAAUAAAGACGAACACCUAAUACAACUCCUUAAAGUUCUCCUUUAAUUACAAAAAAUUCAGAAUAACAAGAACCAAUAAAAAAAUAAAGAAUGUCAAUUUUUCAGAAAAUGUAAAAUCAGCCUUAAGAUCUAACACCGGAUGAAGAAGAAAUAUAAAACAAUAUUAAAAGAAAUUAAUAAUAAGUAAUUGAUUAAGAAAAUGGUCUUGAAAAAAGUGAGACAAAUAGUAGUAUAAGUGACACAGAGAAAAAUUAUUUCUAAAAUUUAUGUGGAUGA